Bipolaris sorokiniana ND90Pr is the source of this 549-nucleotide messenger RNA. RefSeq lists its product as uncharacterized. The record is from RefSeq and is a predicted model, not a curated record. The transcript has a single exon. Bases 1 to 549 code for a protein of 182 amino acids. NCBI's taxonomy places the organism in Eukaryota, Fungi, Ascomycota, Dothideomycetes, Pleosporales, Pleosporaceae.
AUGUCAUCUUUCCUUUCUAUACUGGAGGAAGCCAGGGGAGAGGCCCUCGAUAGUCACAAAGCCACCCCUGAGUCCACUACUCCCAAGAGAAAUAUUGUAAGGUUGAAAAAAGGGGUUCCGCGGACCCAGAAGAACAUGAGGCGGAAAGACGGUUGUGAUACCGAUUUCGGACACUCAUCGAAAUCUGUCAUUCCACCCACAUCUUGUAGUGACAACAACAAAGAGCAGCUCAAAGGCCAAAAGCGUCUUCCUCUGGUCAAUCAGAAGGACAAGAUGCUCACGAAGAGGAGGAGGAUCCCAAGCUCUGAUAAAAUCAGUGGUGGGAAGGCUGGUAAGGAGCAGAAGCCCUCUUCAACAACCAGUGCCUCUCAUGUUAUCAAAGUCAAGCCCAAAACGGUGGCGGUCUCACGGGCCACGCAGAAUCCCGACCACGAUACCAAGGGACAAGAUUCGGAAGACGAUUUCGUCGUCGACGACAUGGCAUAUAAACCCCGGAAAUCAAAGGUCGGUGCAAUGGCCCGUUCAAAACUCUUUGCAGGAAUGAAAUAG